Molecule: messenger RNA, 8676 nt
Organism: Anguilla anguilla (European eel)
Lineage: Eukaryota; Metazoa; Chordata; Actinopteri; Anguilliformes; Anguillidae
Gene: atr
Product: ATR serine/threonine kinase
Exons: 47
Coding region: 145-8109 (2654 amino acids)
Biological process (GO): telomere maintenance; protein phosphorylation; DNA damage checkpoint signaling
Cellular component (GO): nucleus
Molecular function (GO): protein binding; protein serine/threonine kinase activity
Source: RefSeq, a predicted model, not a curated record
CCCUACGAGGAUGCUGUAGACGACGCUGGACGAGCGAAACUUUUUGAACAAUGUGCCAUGGACGCCCGAAAACAGAUGUAACGUUGUGGUGCUACUCUUCAGCCUGCUGUUGACGUGUUGUGUGACAGUGUUUAUAAUCUUAAUAUGAUGGAGCAGGGCUUGGAAAUGUCAGCCAUGAUUCCUGCUUUGCAGGAACUUGGAAGUGCCGGUUCAACAGAAUACAACAGCGUAGUGCAGAAGCCACGACAAAUACUUUGCCAGUUCAUUGACAGGAUACUGACAGAUGUUGACGUCGUUGCCUUGGAGUUGUCCAAGAAGAGCAGUUCGGCACCAGCCUGUGUGAUGUUAUUGGACUUUGUGCGACACAUUAUAAAGUCUUCAUCGUUGAUGUUUGUGAACCCUGCCUGCCAGCUUGACCGCUUCAAGGAUGUGGAGAACAGUUGCACUGACUUCAGCAAGUGGAUGAUCACUCGGCUCCUGCGCAUUGCCGCUUCGCAGGAGUGCGAGAGUCUUCAUGAGAAGAUUGCGUUGGUCAUCUGCUCUUUACUGCAUCUCUUCAGAGCCAAGAGCCCCGUUAUUUUCGGGGUGCUGUCCAGGGAUCUGAUCGGACUCUCACAGGACCUGGUCAGCACACGCGUGCGGGACGCCCGUGGCGGUCCCCAGGCAUGGCCCGUUACCCUGGAGAGGUUCACGGUGACGCCCGCGGGCGCAGCCGGUUACCUCACGCCCUCGGCCCUGCAGGUGACCUCUGCGGUCGCCGCGGAAACGCUGAAGGCCACAGCGCUGGAGGUGCUGACCGACGUCCUGCGAGGCGUGUUCUUCCGGGGCGAGGCCCGGGCGGUGUGGGAGGUGGGGUGCGCCGACAUGGCCGGCGGGGGCCCCAGGGUGAAGAAGGCCGCCAUGGCUCUGCUGGCGCACGUCGUGGAGCUCGGGGGCUUUCCCGAGAGACAGGCGCAGGCCUUCUUCUCCGCCUACCUGCAGGUCCUCGGCUCCCUGGGCUCCGUCAGCCCGGCGGACCUAAACCUCUACGGGCCGGAGCUCCAGCGGCUAUCCGGACACGUGUUCAUUCCGGAACUGCACACACACACCAUGUUUGAGCGGGUCCACCUCAACGCCUUGAUGGAGACGCUCCACGGACUCUUGACCAAGGGGCUUCUGGCGGAGCUGGAGUCGGAGGAGGCGAGAAUGAUGCUGUGCCAGAUCUUCCGCUUUCUCCUGGCCUCUGUCCCGCCCGGCUACGAAUCAGCUGUCCAGAUCAGGAGGGAGCGUGUCAACGACAUCUGCAAAGCUCUCGUCAAGACCGUUGGCUCUCAGCCACACAUGGAGUAUCUGGAAGGGUAUCUGCAUGCUGCCCUGAUAUCUGAAGGGAUGGAACUCACCCAGGAGCCUCCCACGGGUUCCUCCACCUCCGAUGAAGCCGAUGGGCCUGGGAACGAGCUGCCCGCCAAGAGGCUGUGCUUGUCUCUUGGGCCCCUGUCGGGAAAGCCACUCAAAAACCCCCUGGUAGCGAGCCAGGCGGAGGUGAGGCUGAGGAGCGAGGCGUGGGCGGUGGUGGACGCCCGGCUGGAGGAGCUGGUGGCGCAGCUGAAGGACCAGCCUGUCUCCCAGGCCGUCUGCACCCUGGAGGGCGUGGCCGUCAUCCUGCACCUGGCGGCCCUGUGCUCGGCGCACGGUCUGCGGGGGUCAUCGGCCACUAGAGGAGGGCCGGACGUUAAAGAGCCCGGUGCCGAACCACUGCCGGAGUCUGCCGGCGCCGCACCCCCGCCCCGGCUGGUCUGGGUCCAGCCCCGGACGCUGGCCCAGGCGGUGGAGGGCUGCCGGACCGUGCUGGCCAACGCCGACGGUGCGGACGAGCUGGAGCCCUGCGUGGACCGGACCAUCAGGAUCCUGGAUGCCAUUCUCUACAUGAGCUGCAGCUGCCAGACUGACCUGGGCCUGAACAAGAGCCUGUGUGCCCUGCUGUCCGUGCCCUGGGUGUGUGAGCAGUCCUCUCACCCCGCCUACCAGUCAGCCGGCUUCUCCUCCAACCUGCUCAGCCUCAGCCACAAACUGGCCCGCUCUUUCUCGACGGGGGCUCGAGCGCACUGCGUCUUCCUCCUGUCCCUGCUGCCGAAGAAGACGUGCCCGGACUGGAGGUCGUCUGUGUACCGGUGGGCCCUGCAGAGCCCGAGCGAGGCCGUUAGGGCCAGCGCCGUGAGGGGCUUCCCCAACCUGCUGCACCACCUGGGGGUGAAGUCCUACAGCCUGAUCCACGAGGUGCUGCUGAACAAGCUGCAGGACAGCUCUGUCCAGGUGAAGACAGAGUUGGCUGGCAUCACGGGGCAGCUGGCCUGCUGCCUGGCGGAGAACUCUCAGCUGAGCGUCCCGCGGGAUGAGACCGGACCCCCCGGGGCCUUCCUCUGCACCCGGCUCUCCGUCAGCGCCGUGCACCAGGGCAAAGCCACCGCCAUCGGGGCCUCCAUUUUCACCCCCUUCCUGGCGCUCCUCAGACCCGACGCUGACAGCGCGGUGAAACUAGCUUUUAUAGGGAACAUCCCACACCUGUGCAAACACGUGGCAGUGGGCAGUGGAGACCCGGACACCAAGGCACUGGUCAAUGGGCUGGUCAGCCUCAUCGAGGACCCGGGGGAGGAGGUCCGCAUGCACUUCAGCAGACACAUCAAACACCUGCUGGAAUGCUGGCAAGGGGACGGCUACCUUAAAGAGCUCCUUGUCUCCCGGCUGAAGGAGGCGUACACCAACGCCAAAACCAGUCGGAACAACGACGUGAAGAACACGCUGAUCUUCACCACGGGAGAGAUCGGGAGAGCCGCCACGGGGAACCUGGUGUCCUUCGCCCUGCUGCGGCUCCUCCACUGCCUGCUGUCCAAGUCUGCCCAGGUGUCGGUGGCCGCCUACAGCGAGAUCCGGGCCCUGGCCUCCUCCCGGGACCUCAAGCUGCAGUCCUUCUUCAGCCAGUACAAGAACCCCGUCUGCCAGUUCCUGGUGGAGUCGCUGCACUCGCGUCACGUGACUGCCCUGCGCUGCACGCCCGACCAGAGCAGCGAGGCCCUGCAGGAGGAGGCGGCCCGGCAGCGGGAGCUGGCCCUGGACAUCCUGUCCCAGGUCGCCCACGUCUUCGACUUCCCCGACCUCAACCGCUUCCUGACCCGCACCCUGCAGGUGCUCUUGCCCUACCUGGCCGCCAAGGCCAGCGCCACUGCCUCGGCGCUCAUUCGCACCAUCGCCAAGCAGCUCAACGUCAACCGCCGGGAGAUCGUCAUCAACAACUUCAAGUACAUCUUCUCCCACCUGGUGUGCUCCUGCACCAAGGACGAGCUGGAGAGGGCCUUCCACUACCUCAAGAGCGAGACGGAGAUCGAGCUGGGCAGCCUCCUGCGGCAGGACUUCCAGGGCCUGCACAACGAGCUGCUGCUGCGGCUGGGGGAGCACUACCAGCAGGUCUUCAACGGCCUGGCCAUCCUGGCCUCCUUCGCCUCGGGAGACGACCCCUACCAGGGCCCGCGUGACAUCACCACGCCCGACCGCAUGGCGGACUACCUGCAGCCGAAGCUCCUGGGCAUCCUGGCCUUCUUCAACAUGCAGCUGCUGAGCUCCAGCGCGGGUGAGAAGGACAAGAAGAAGAUGGCGCUGAACAGCCUGGUGGCUCUGAUGAAGCUGAUGGGGCCCAAGCACAUCAGCUCGGUGAGGGUGAAGAUGAUGACCACCCUGAGGACCGGCCUCAGAUACAAAGACGACUUCCCGGAGCUCUGCUGCCAAACAUGGAAUUGCUUUGUGCGCUGUGUGGACCCGCCGUAUCUGGGGCCUCUCCUCAGUCACGUCAUGGUGGCCCUGCUGCCCCUUAUCCCCGUCCAGCCCAAAGAGACGGCCGUCAUCAUUCGCUACCUCAUCAUAGAGAACAGAGAUGAAGUGCAGGAUUUCCUCCAUGAAAUCUACUUCCUGCCUGAUCACCCAGAGCUGAAGGAGAUCCACCAGGUCCUGCAGGAUUACAGGAAGCAAACGUCCAAGAGCACGGACCUGCAGGCAGCCCUGCAGCUCUCCAUGAGGGCCAUCCAGCACGAGAACGUGGAUGUGCGCAUCCAUGCUCUCACCAGCCUGAAGGAGAUGAUGUACAAAAACCAGGAGAAGCUGCUGCGGUACGUGAUGGACAGCGAGACGGUGGAGCCGGUGAUCUCGCAGCUGGUGACGGUGCUGCUGAAGGGUUGCCAGGACACGCACCCGGAGGCGCGGCUGCUCUGUGGGGAGUGCCUGGGGGAGCUGGGCGCCAUCGACCCGGGACGCCUCGACCUCUCCACUGCCGACACCCAGGGGAAAGGCUCCACCUUUGUGAGCGGGGUGGACGAUGCCAACUUCGCCUACGAGCUGCUGACGGAGCUGACCAGGACCUUCCUGGCUUACGCUGAUGAUGUACGGGCACAGGACUCCGCUGCUUACGCCAUGCAGGAGCUCCUGGCGAUAUUUGAGUGCCGAGAGGGCCGGACUGACUCCCCUGGCCGGAGGCUGUGGAGGCGCUUCCCGGAGCAGGUGCAGGAGAUCCUGGAGCCCCAUCUCAACAGCAGGUACAAGAGUUCUCAGAAGGUUGUGAACUGGUCCAAAUUGAAGAAGCCAAUCUACCGUAGCAGCCGCGGGAGCAAGUUUGCUGACUGGUCAGCCACGUGGGCAGGCUAUCUGAUAAGCAAGGUCAGGCAUGGGCUCGCCAGCAAGGUAUUCAACUGCUGCAGCUUUAUAAUAAAGCACGACUACAAAGUGACCAUCUACCUCCUAUCUCACAUCCUGGUGUACGUGCUCUUGGGCUGCACCAAAGAAGACCAGGAUGAGGUGAAUAAGGAGAUCAUGGCGGUGCUGAAGGAAGACGACGCUCGCCUGGGCCGGCCGCAGGAGAGCGAGUCCGGGCUGACCCAGCUCAGCACCCAGACGGUCUUCUCCAUGCUGGACCACCUGACCCAGUGGGCCCGCCACAAGCUGCAGGCCUUGAACGCCGCCCGGUCGGGGGGGCGGUCCUCCCGCGAUCAGGCCCCACAGAACGACUCGGGCCCGGAGGACGGCGAGUACCAGAGCGUGGUGUCCUUUCUCAACUGCAUCCCUCAGGACGUGCUGGCCAAGGCCUCCUUCCGCUCCAGAGCCUACACCCGCGCCGUCAUGCACUUUGAGUCCUUCAUCAUCGAGAAGAAGCAGAACAUCCAGGACCACCUCACCUUCCUGCAGACCCUGUACGCAGCCAUGCAUGAGCCCGACGGGGUGAGGGGGGUUAACGCGCUGCGGAAGGAAGAGCCCUCGCUGCGGGAGCAGAUACUGGAGCACGAGAGCAUCGGCCUGCUGCGCGACGCCACCGCCUGCUAUGACCGCGCCAUCCAGCUGGAGUCUGACCAGAUUGGUCAUUAUCAUGGGGUGAUGAAGUCCAUGCUAGGACUGGGACAGCUCUCAACAGUCAUUACUCAAGUCAACGGCGUGCUCGCUAACAGGCCGCAGUGGAAAUCGGAACUGAACACAUACAGGGUGGAGGCCGCCUGGAAGCUCACCCAAUGGGACCUUCUAGAAGACUACUUAGCUUCAGAUCGAAAGUCCAGCACGUGGAGCGUGAGGCAGGGCCAGAUGCUGCUGGCUGCCAAGAAGAAGGACUCCGAAGCCUUUUACAAGAAGCUGAAAAUCGUCCGCAAGGAGCAGGUGGUGCCUCUUUCGGCCGCCAGCUUUGAAUGCGGAACGUAUCAGAGGGGAUACGAGUAUAUCAUAAGGCUGCACAUGCUGAGUGAGCUGGAGCACGCCUUCACGGACCUUGAGAAGCAGUGGCAGAAGGGGGCAGGGCCACAGGAUGGGGAGCAGACCCUCAACUGGCAGGCCCGGCUGGAGAUGACGCAGAACUCCUUCCGGGCCAAGGAGCCCAUCCUUGCCCUCCGCAGAGCCAUGCUCAGCUUCAGCAAGGGGCAGGCGUACGAGGACCUGGUGGGCGAGUGCUGGCUCCAGAGCGCCCGGGUGUCCAGGAGGGCCGGCCACCACCAGACGGCCUUCAACGCCCUGCUCAACGGAGAGAACUCCCGCCUUUCCGAGCUGUUCGUGGAGAAGGCCAAGUGGCUGUGGUCCAAGGGAGACGUGCACAAGGCGCUGAUCGUCCUGCAGAAGGGGGUGCAGCAGUGUUUCCCUGAUGACCAGCCGCUCACUGACCCCAAGAGCAUCCAGAUCAAGGGCCGGGCCAUGCUGCUGGUCGGCCGCCUGAUGGAGGAAACUGCCAACUUUGAGAGCAACGCCAUCAUGAAAGCAUAUAGGGACGUGACAGCUCUUCUGCCGGAGUGGGAGGAUGGUAACUUCUAUCUGGCCAAAUACUACGACAAGCUGAUGCCCAUGGUGACCGACAACAAGCUGGAGAAACAGGGCAAUCUGAUUCGCUACAUUGUCACCUUUUUUGGAAAGGCACUGCAGUUCGGAAAUCAGUACAUAUACCAGGCAAUGCCUCGAAUGCUCUCUCUGUGGCUGGACUUUGGUGCAAAGGUUUAUGAAUGGGAAAAGGCCGGACGCUCCGACCGCCUCCAGAUGCGGCAGGACCUGACCAAGAUAAACGCGGCCAUCAUGGAGCACACCGCCAACCUGUCGCCCUACCAGUUCCUGACCGCCUUCUCCCAGCUCAUCUCCCGCAUCUGCCACUCCAACGACGAGGUCUUCGCCGUGCUGCUGGAGAUCGUGGCCAAGGUCUUCCUCGCUUACCCGCAGCAGGCCAUGUGGAUGAUGACUGCCGUGUCCAAGUCCUCAUACCCGACCCGGAUGAACAGAUGUAAAGAGAUCUUGAGGAAGGCGACCAGCUUGAAAGAGUCUCUGGGGAAGUUCAUCGGCGAUGCCACCCGGCUGACUGACAAGCUGCUGGAGCUCUGCAACAAACCUGUGGAUGGGAACUGCAGCACCCUCAGCAUGAGCGUUCACUUCAAGAUGCUGAAGCGGUUGGUAGAGGAGCCCACCUUCAGCCAGAUCCUCAUCCCCCUGCAGUCCGUGCUCAUCCCCACACUGCCCUCUACUGGCGGGGCCAACCCCAACCACGAUGCCUUCCCCGGCCACUGGGUCUACCUGGCAGGCUUCGAUGACAGCGUGGAGAUCCUGCCCUCUCUCCAGAAGCCCAAGAAGAUUGCGCUGAAAGGCUCAGACGGGAAGUUCUACACCAUGAUGUGCAAACCCAAAGACGACCUGAGGAAGGACUGCAGGCUGAUGGAGUUCAACUGCCUCAUCAACAAGUGCCUGAGGAAGGACGCAGAGUCCAGGCGGAGGGAGCUCCACAUCCGGACGUACGCGGUCAUCCCACUCAACGAAGAGUGCGGCAUCAUCGAGUGGGUCAACAACACUGCCGGCCUGCGCCACAUCCUCACCAAACUCUACAAGGAGAAGGGCAUCUAUCUGUCGGGGAAGGAGCUGCGCAAAUACAUUCUCCCCAAAUCGGCCUCAUUCCAAGACAGGCUGAAGCUGCACAGGGAGGUCCUCCUUGCUCGACACCCUCCUGUCUUCCACGAGUGGUUCCUCAGGACUUUCCCUGACCCCACUUCAUGGUACAGCAGUAGGUCUUUCUACUGCCGCUCUACUGCUGUGAUGUCUAUGGUGGGGUACAUCUUGGGACUGGGAGACCGCCACGGGGAGAACAUCCUGUUCGACUCCCUGACGGGGGAGUCCGUUCACGUUGAUUUCAACUGCCUUUUCAACAAGGGAGAGACGUUUGAUGUGCCAGAGGUGGUCCCCUUCCGACUCACCCAGAACAUGGUUCAUGCCAUGGGGCCCAUGGGCACGGAGGGGCUCUUCCGACAGGCCUGCGAGGUCACCAUCCGACUAAUGAGGGAUCAGAGGGAACCGCUCAUGAGCGUCUUAAAGACAUUUCUUCAUGACCCCCUGGUGGAGUGGAGCAAGCCUGUUAAAGGCACGUCCAAAACGCAAGCCAACGAGUCCGGGGAGAUCCUGAAUGAGAAGGCCAAGACGCACGUCCUGGACAUUGAGCAGCGCCUGCAGGGGGUGAUAAAGAGCAGGAACAAGGUGUUGGGUCUGCCCUUGUCCAUCGAGGGUCAUGUGCAUUACCUCAUACAGGAAGCCACAGAUGACAACAACCUGUGUCAGAUGUACCUGGGCUGGGGCCCCUAUCUGUGACCAGUGGCACUGAACCACUUUACUGCUGACCCGUGGAAUGUACAUUGUAUGCUGAUGCUGAAAUUCUCCCUAUGGAGAUUUAAGCCUUGUGUCACUGUUUUCAUUGUACCUUUUUGCACAAAAUGUUUGUUAAAAUUGGUUGCUUAAAAAUUUGUGGGAUGGAGAAAAUGCCUUUGGGUCAAUACAUCCGUAUUAGCUGGAUCGAAUGUAGUAUUAUGAAAAUAAUAUAAUUUUUGGGGCGUCGUGAGUCACAGGCUGUAAGAGCUAAGACUGGUUUGAUUGGCCCAUGGAUGUUGUCCAGUCCUGCUAUGUCCUCUAAGGUCAGCAUGUUUGUUACACUUCACGAGAGGAUUACCAAUUUGUUGAAGCCUUGGAUAGCAAUGCUGACAAGUAUGUUCCAAGCAUGUUUUGCUUAUUUGAGCCCCGCACAUGCCUUCAUUUUUCUGUGAAAUAUUGUUAUUAAAUAUAAAAGGGAAAAAUAAAUGGACCGGCAAUAUCAACUGUGAUGCAUAUAAGCUAUGUAUAUUUUUUCUGUUGCACAAGAAAUUAAAUAUUUCUUUACACUUG